AUGAAUCAAAUGCUUGAAGAGCAGUAUGGAUUCCAGGCUCACCCAAAACAGCUUUAUAGAGCAAGAUGGAUUGCUAGAGAAGAAAAUGAAGGCACUCAUUCCAAGUCUUUUCUCAAAUUGUGUAAAUAUAGGGAUAUGAUGAUAGAAAAAAAUCCUGGGACUUCGUUUGGGAUUCAAUUUGAGAAUGAGAAUGUGUAUGGACAAAUGGAUGCUUAUGGAGAUGUGAUAGUGCAUCUACAGUUUAAGAGAGUGUUUGCAUGCUUUGAUGCAUGUAAGGGGGGAUUUUUAAGGGGAUGCAGGCCAUUCAUAGGCCUAGAUGGUUGCCAUCUGAAAGGCCCAUAUAGUGGAGUUUUAUUAUCUGCCAUUUCAAUUGAUGGGAACAAUGGCAUUUUCCCCCUUGCCUAUGUUGUUGUUGAGUCUGAGGGAAAAGAUAGCUGCUUAUUCUUCUUAUAUGAAUUACGACAAUGUAUUCGGACCGACUUAACCACAGCUAUAGCCGGAGGAUUCCUAUUCACCUUUAUGACAGACAAACAGAAGGGACUUAUUGAUGCAAUGGGUAUAAUUUUCCCAGAAGCCAACCAUAGGUAUUGUGCUCGUCACUUAGACAAAAAUUUCAAGUCCAAAUGGGGUGGUGGAACUGGAUUGAGGUCUUACUUUUGGGCUGCCAGCAAAGCUUACACCAAGUUACAGUUUGACAUGACAAUGAAUGGGAUGAAAACUGUGAACAAAGAGGCACAUGACUGGUUGAUGAAGAAUCCACCAUCAAUGUGGAGACUCACUCCGAAUGAAGAAGAAGUUGCACUACGAAGGAUGUUAGAUAUUGUAGAAUCACUGCAAAAUAAGUUUGAAGUGUUGGAUGGUAGUGGUGUGAGAUUUGUUGUGAACCUUACAGAUCGUACCUGUGAUUGUGGUGUAUGGGUAGCGACUGGGUUGCCUUGUAGGCAUGCAGGAGCAUGUAUACAUGAUAUUAGGGGAGAAUUAGAGGACUACUGUGAUUCAUUCUUCUAUUUAUCCACUUAUGUUCUCGCAAAUGAGAAAAUGAUUGAACCAUGUCCUGAUAUCAAUAGUUUAGAGGAUAUUCCAUUGCUUGCUCCAAAAAUGAAGAGGAAAUCUAGGAGACCAAAAAAAGAUAGGAGGAGGAAACUUGACGAGGAACCAAAAAAGUCAAGGAAGUCCAAAUCCAAUAUUUGUCCUACAUGCAAAGGGGUUGGCCAUAAUAUAAGGACAUGCAAAGGUGGUCCAGUUAAGGGCAACUCAUCUUCACAUGGGGUUGGUAUGAAGAGAAAGGAAAGGAGUGAAACAACUGAUGAUAUCAGCUCCUCCCAGAGGGUAACCAGAUCCUCACAGCAUUCAAGUGUUGGAGAUGAGUUUGGGGAGCUAGUUGAGGAGCAAAAGAUAAAAAUGAUGGCUUGCUUGUGUGCUUGA
Messenger RNA from Telopea speciosissima, 1425 nucleotides. RefSeq lists its product as uncharacterized. Bases 1 to 1425 code for a protein of 474 amino acids. Gene Ontology annotation, molecular function: zinc ion binding. The transcript is spliced from 5 exons. NCBI's taxonomy places the organism in Eukaryota, Viridiplantae, Streptophyta, Magnoliopsida, Proteales, Proteaceae. The record is from RefSeq and is a predicted model, not a curated record.